AUGAAUGAUCGUUGUGAUCCUUGGUGCCAAUUAAGAAGAAGAAGAAUAAGUGGAAAAGCUACCAAACAACAAAAACAGAAAUUUCUAGAUAUAUUGAAAAAUCAUAGAAAUGUUGGUACCGGAAAAUUUGGUGGCCCAAACAGCGGCAAAUCUGCUAAUGCUGUAUGGGCAACUCUCACAGCGGAUUUUAAUGCAUGCGGAGGAGCAUGUAAAACCGUUGAGCAGUCGAAAAAGUGCUGGGCAGACUGGAAUUCAGGCGUAAAGAAGCAGCAGGCCGCAAUUAUGCGUUUCCAGAACGCUACUGGAAAUCGUCCUGCCUCUGAAGGUCCAGCGCCGCUAGAUGGUAUGGACCUGCAAAUGUUAGACUUUUUCCCAACUGCACUUGUUGAUGGCGAUGGCGUUACUAAGGAGUCGGGGUUUCAAGAGAUGAAUGAUAGUGCAGAUGAAGAAUUGCAGAAAUCACUUGAAGACGUGUUGAAUACACAUCAAAAAACCUUAAAUGCUGCACUGCCAUCAACCAAACCCAAUACAGUGCCAUCGCCCACACCAGGGGGCCUAUUCUGUAACUCGAUUCGAAAAAAAAUUUACUCGAAUUCGGAUUUUGUAUAUUCUGUAACUCGAUUUUCGGAUUUUCAAGCCAAUUUUCGGAUAAAAUAUUCGAUAGCUUUUGAGUUGUAGAAAGCAAAAACGAAAAUUGUACGUAUUUAUACUGGCACAGGGUGGUACAACUGUCGCAUAAUUAUAAAUUAGAUCCGAAUUUCGAAUAGAA
This is a messenger RNA of Bactrocera dorsalis (oriental fruit fly), 769 nucleotides long. RefSeq lists its product as uncharacterized. Bases 1 to 678 code for a protein of 225 amino acids. The transcript is spliced from 4 exons. NCBI's taxonomy places the organism in Eukaryota, Metazoa, Arthropoda, Insecta, Diptera, Tephritidae. The record is from RefSeq and is a predicted model, not a curated record.